UUUGCUGUGCAGAAGAAAGUCUAUAAAGCACUACUCGUUUCGCUGGACAGGUUAUGAAGUGCUGAAGAAUAAUAAUGUGCUCUUCAUUUGGUUUCUCCAAAAGUACGGUUAACCAGGUGUUGUCUUCGUGUAUUGUAAACAUUAUCAACUUUGCCCAUGGAGCUGCGCUUGGUUGGGUUUCACCAUUUCUACCGUUACUACAGUCGGAGGAAUCGCCACUGGACACGGGUCCUGUUACGGUUGAACAAGGAUCAUGGAUCGGAUCAAUUCUCUGUCUAGGAGGUCUCGCAGGAGCCAUCAUCUACGGGUACUUGUCCGAAAAACUUGGCGUGAAAAAGUGCAUCUCGUAUCUAAUUAUUCCCAAUAUGAGUUUUUGGAUCACUAUAUACUUUGCGACAUCUGUGUAUCAUCUCUAUAUUGCAAGAUUCUUAGCCGGAGCUGCUGGAGGAGGAAUUAUCGUCACUUUUCCUCUAUACAUAGCGGAUAUAUCCGACAGCCAAAUCCGUGGUGCUCUCGGUUCAUUGCUGGCAUUGUCGGGAAAUUCAGGGAUCCUGUUGAUGUAUAUUGUAGGCGAUUUUCUAUCGUAUCGAACAGUGCCUGUAGUAAUGAUGUGCCUUCCGAUCUUAUUCAUGAUUUUGAUGAGCUUCAUCCCAGAAACUCCACAAUCUUUGCUCAAGGGACAAAACUUUUCGGAAGCAGAACAAUCUUUUAUGUUCUAUAAAGGAAUAACCACGAAUGAAAAACAAACAGAAGCAUUCCAACGAGAGUUUGAAAAAUUGAAAAGUUUCAUCCUUGACAGCAAAGUACAAGCAAAUAAGUUGGUCGUUUCAGAUUUCACAACCACGAUAGCGAGAAAAGGAAUAUUUAUUGGAAUUUUCCUUAUGUUCUUGAAUCAGUUCUGCGGAGUUUUCGCUAUUUUAACUUAUGCCGUCUCGAUUUUCACCGAGUCUGGCUCAACGAUGAGCCCCGGAGCAUCCGCCAUAAUUAUGGGGGCAAUUCAAAUCGUCGGAACGGUGGCAUCCUUCAUACUGGUUGAUCUGGCAGGACGAAAGUUGCUACUAAUGGUGUCGACAUUUGGAACUGGGUUGGGCUUGUCCUGUUUGGGUGUGUAUUCGUGGCUGAGAGGACAGGAUGUAAACAUGGACGGACUCGACUGGGUACCCAUCGUGAGUCUCUCAAGUGCCGUAUUGCUCUUUUGUGUAGGAUUGUGCAAUAUUCCGUUCUUCGUGCUGCCGGAAAUAUUGCCAGCUAAGAUCUGCAAUGCUGGAAAUGUCAUCAGCAUGAUUUCAAUCACAAUAUUUUCAUUCAUCAGUUUGAAGAUUCUUCCAAUAUUGCUUGAAGUUAUUCAUCUUUAUGGAGCACUAGCGAUAUUUGCGAGCACUUGUUUUCUGGGUGUCAUUAUAAUUGCCUUGUUCAUACCUGAAACUAAGGGCAAAAACCUUAUAACGGCGGAAAAUGUGUGAUAUUUAUUAUGUAGAUUGAGAAAUACACUA
Molecule: messenger RNA, 1493 nt
Organism: Topomyia yanbarensis
Lineage: Eukaryota; Metazoa; Arthropoda; Insecta; Diptera; Culicidae
Product: facilitated trehalose transporter Tret1-like
Exons: 7
Coding region: 75-1463 (462 amino acids)
Biological process (GO): transmembrane transport; carbohydrate transport
Cellular component (GO): membrane
Molecular function (GO): sugar transmembrane transporter activity
Source: RefSeq, a predicted model, not a curated record